This is a messenger RNA of Uranotaenia lowii, 1468 nucleotides long. RefSeq names its product homeobox protein ceh-37-like. Gene Ontology annotation, biological process: regulation of transcription by RNA polymerase II. Gene Ontology annotation, molecular function: RNA polymerase II transcription regulatory region sequence-specific DNA binding; DNA-binding transcription factor activity, RNA polymerase II-specific. Bases 127 to 1251 code for a protein of 374 amino acids. The record is from RefSeq and is a predicted model, not a curated record. Lineage: Eukaryota; Metazoa; Arthropoda; Insecta; Diptera; Culicidae. The transcript is spliced from 2 exons.
CGAUGACGGACGGAUCCAAAGGCUUCGAUUUUGGAUUUCCGUUCGUUUGGCCCAGGUCACCAUCCAGUAAGUAAGUGUUCAGCAGUUACCUGCAGGUCGUCAACGACAGCGCACAGCACAGUUAGCAUGAAAAGGAAACAGCGAAGAUACAGGACAACAUUCAACUCGCUACAACUACAGGAACUGGAAAGAGCCUUUCAGCGAACCCACUAUCCGGACGUGUUCUUCCGGGAGGAGCUGGCCGUGCGGAUAGAUCUAACGGAAGCACGUGUUCAGGUGUGGUUUCAAAAUCGUCGCGCAAAGUGGAGAAAAAGUGAGAAGGGAGUUGGGGGGGCAAGUGACAGUAGGGACGAGGAGGGCGAAAGUGAACCGGGACUGGCCACGACGAGUGGAUCGAUGCCUGCCAGUCAGCUACGAUCAUCCUCCGUCGAUGUCGAUAUGGGAACGCCUAGCUUCGAUAACGUUUCACACAGCCUGAAUCUAGGCAACAUGGGUCUGAAUCUGCAGGACAGCACUUCACAUUCGACUUUUGACACGGAGGGAAAAAUGUCUCUGGGGCAGCUUUCGCCGAAUCGAUUAUCACCGAAUUUGUUCUUGAAUCUCAACUUCGAUCACACGAGUACGAUCGAUGGCAGGGGUGGAAAUUUGACCUUCGAGUGGAACACAUUUCCAACUACGAGUAGCACAGCGAAACCAUACCCUAGCACUGUAACGGAUAUGAACGGAACUCCGCUCGGAGGAUCUUCAACCCUGGGGUUGCUGUCGUCCAAUUGUGGGUCCUCAUCCUCGGCCACGCUGUCCGGUGGAUUACAUUUCCUGAACCUCAACAGCCUAGUCAAUUCAUCACCACCUCCAUCCAGUUCCGUCUACGAUGACGAAAUGAAAUUCCUAAACGUGGAUCAAUUCAACAUGGAUAGCUUCAAAAACGAGUCACUCUUCAAUCUAGAUCAAACGCUGCUUGCCCCAAGCGAUCACCACUCACAUCUUGGGGCUCUCCAUGGCCAGAAUCUUCAUUUGCACUCCAGUACGAUCACCAGCCAUAUGCAGACUCAGCACAAUCCCAUGGGACUUGGCUGUCAUCAGGAGGAAAAAUCACACCUAGGAUUAGAUUUGAACAAUUUUACACUGCAUGAUCCCGAACCGGAUAAAUCCGACAAAUCUCCAGGCUCCGAACUGCUGGAUCUAGAAAAACCAAUCAACAUCAACAUCAACGUAGAUAGUUUGGAUCACCUGGAAGACGACAAAUACUAACAUUUACUAACGAUAAGUUUUUCCUCAGUGCCAUUAGAAUCUUCCUAACCAAUCUAGUCAAAUUUGACCCAAAAUAACAAUCAAUUAGUUUUUGUUUUAUAUAGAGUACAAUCUGUUGAAGUUAGCAAAUAGUUACCGUCAUAAGAAAAUAAAAACCCACCAUGUUCAGCAUUGUUAACCAUUAAAAAAAACCAAAAUAAAUACCCUCAAAACAGAA